Messenger RNA from Macrosiphum euphorbiae (potato aphid), 618 nucleotides. Lineage: Eukaryota; Metazoa; Arthropoda; Insecta; Hemiptera; Aphididae. The record is from the annotation of a GenBank genome assembly.
AUGCAUGCGCCGUCUGCCACGACAGUCUCAACUAAGUCGAAAACACUACCCGAACUCAAUGUAGAGGUGACGGUCACUUGUGUGAAACUGCAGGAUACAGAUGCAGCAAUAACGGACCAGGUGGUAACUAUGAACACGGUCAAACCUAGGAGCCGAUCUUUUAGCAUGUCUUCAAUAAUUACAUUGAACGACAUGGACUUGGACGUGGCCAAGAGUCGUGCGAGCUAUUACGCUGCAAGUCGACUGACCAAAGUCUAUUUUUCCAUGCCAAAUAUUAUGUUUAUGACACCCGAAACGGGAAUCCAAGUGCCGUCCACCACGACUAGUAACAAUGAAGUUGAAGACAAUGACCGAACUCAAUGUAGCGAUUCCGGUCACCUGUGUGAAACUGCAGGAUACAGAUGCAGCAAUAACGCACCAGGUGGUGACCAUGAACAGGGGCAAACCUAUAAGAGCCGAUCAUUUUGGAAAAGUACUAAAAAAUUCUUCAGGCGAUUAUUGUGCUGCGCGUACAAUUGCUGUUGUGCCAUUGUAGAUGCUGCUAUAUACUUAAUGUACCGUAUAGGUACAUUCUGCAACAAUAUAUUUUUUAAUUAUCUCGAUGCUCUGUCGAGAUAA